This is a messenger RNA of Patiria miniata (bat star), 1169 nucleotides long. Its product is annotated as alpha-L-fucosidase-like. The record is from RefSeq and is a predicted model, not a curated record. Gene Ontology annotation, cellular component: lysosome. Gene Ontology annotation, biological process: fucose metabolic process; glycoside catabolic process. Gene Ontology annotation, molecular function: alpha-L-fucosidase activity. Lineage: Eukaryota; Metazoa; Echinodermata; Asteroidea; Valvatida; Asterinidae.
UGUAUGGACGGGUGCGGCUGAGUGAAUAAAAUCAUUGCCUGUCCAAGAUUAUAUAUAACAGAAUCUAACUACAUGUAUACUGUAUGUCAAGUAGUAGGCGCAAUUCGUUUCGGUUGAGUUCACGAAAUGACCUUCAAAAUAUGAUGGUAUUAAUUAAAACAAAUUUGCUGACUUUUGCAUUCAUCUAAUUAGUUUAUCUAGUCACGUGAUAUGUAUGGUCAUGUGAUCUUUGCACUUUCGCUUAAAGUUGGUCAUGUGAUCAAAUUAUUCGACACACGAUCGUGAAGCCAAUUUUGGGUAGCGCGCCGAUCGUCUGUCACUCACUGCACGCAAUUCAGUUACUUUGUGAGCUUGGCAUCACUGGAAAUUCAGGCCAGAAUUACUGUCUGAGCUGCAGUCUACUCCUUCCUCCAUGCUCUAACCACUAAAGGUGGAGUUGUUGAGGGAUUUGCGGCGUGUAAAGAGAUUGUUUCCCCGCCGUACCGCCAGUGAUAAACAACAAUGGCCGCGUCUGCUACGCUACUCUCGUUUAUUUCCAUGUGUAUCGUCCUUGCCGCAGUUCCGCAGUGCCUCGGCAGAAGAGGCAAGUACAAGUACGAGCCAAACUGGCCCUCCAUCGACUCCAGACCCCUGCCUUCAUGGUACGAUGAGGCCAAAUUUGGCAUCUUCAUGCACUGGGGAGUCUUCUCCGUGCCCAGCUUCGGCUCCGAGUGGUUCUGGUGGCAUUGGCAGGGUAAACCCCUGGCGCCUUACGUCGAGUUCAUGAAGAAGAAUUACCGGCCUGGGUUUACCUAUCCCGACUUCGCUCCCAUGUUCACGGCUGAGUUCUACGACCCUAAGACAUUCGCUGAGAUUAUCGACGCAUCGGGUGCCAAGUAUGUUGUGUUGACCAGCAAACAUCACGAGGGUUUCACCAACUGGCCCUCCAAGUAUUCCUGGAACUGGAACUCCAUGGACGUUUGUCCUAAAAGAGAUCUUGUUGGUGAUUUGGCAACAGCAAUUCGGAACUACACCAAAGAUGUCCAUUUUGGACUGUACCACUCGCUGUUUGAAUGGUUCAAUCCGCUGUAUCUGCAAGACAAGAAAGGUGGAUUUAGCACCCAAACGUACACCUUGGAUAUCUGCUUGCCAGAGUUGCAUGAGAUAAUUGAGAAUUACAAACCCGAUGU